Euleptes europaea (tarantolino) is the source of this 1579-nucleotide messenger RNA. It is a transcript of the gene SLC2A1, whose product is annotated as solute carrier family 2 member 1. Gene Ontology annotation, cellular component: basolateral plasma membrane; apical plasma membrane. The record is from RefSeq and is a predicted model, not a curated record. The transcript is spliced from 10 exons. Lineage: Eukaryota; Metazoa; Chordata; Lepidosauria; Squamata; Sphaerodactylidae. Bases 12 to 1487 code for a protein of 491 amino acids. Gene Ontology annotation, biological process: D-glucose transmembrane transport; response to insulin.
GGCGCGGCGCCAUGGAGUCCGGCGGCAAGAUGACGGCUCAGCUGAUGUUAGCAGUCGGAGGAGCAGUCUUGGGUUCCUUGCAGUUCGGCUACAACACUGGAGUCAUCAAUGCUCCUCAGGAGGUGAUUGAAAGCUUUUACAAUCGGACGUGGAACGACCGCUACGGGGAGUACAUCACCCGCAGCACCCUCACUACUUUGUGGUCCCUCUCAGUGUCCAUAUUCUCUAUCGGAGGGAUGGUUGGAGCUUUCUCCGUUGGCCUGUUUGUCAACCGUUUUGGACGGCGGAACUCUAUGUUGAUGUCAAACAGCCUCGCCUUCAUCGCCUCUGCGCUCAUGGGCUUCUCCAAGAUGGCCAGCUCCUUCGAAAUGUUGAUCCUCGGCCGCUUCGUAAUCGGGGUGUACUCGGGCCUCACCACAGGCUUCGUGCCCAUGUACGUGGGCGAGGUGUCACCCACGGCCCUUCGAGGGGCUCUGGGGACCCUUCAUCAGCUCGCCGUCGUCGUGGGUAUCCUCAUAGCACAGAUCUUUGGCAUGGAGCAGAUCAUGGGGAGCGACUCGCUGUGGCCGCUUCUGCUGGGCUUCAUCUUCGUCCCUGCCUUGAUGCAAUGUAUCAUGCUGCCCUUCGCCCCGGAGAGCCCUCGUUUCCUCCUCAUCAACCGCAAUGAGGAGAACAAAGCCAAGAGCGUUCUGAAGAAGCUCCGAGGGACGACCGACGUCAGCAGCGACCUCCAGGAGAUGAAGGAGGAAAGCCGGCAGAUGAUGCGGGAGAAGAAAGUGACAAUCCUGGAACUUUUCCGCUCGCCCAUGUACCGCCAGCCCAUCCUUAUCGCCAUUGUCCUCCAGCUGUCCCAGCAGCUCUCAGGGAUCAACGCUGUCUUCUACUAUUCUACAAAAAUCUUUUCGAAAGCUGGGGUGCCGGAGCCGGUCUACGCUACCAUAGGCGCUGGGGUUGUGAACACAGCCUUCACAGUUGUUUCACUGUUUGUAGUGGAACGGGCUGGGCGAAGGACGCUCCAUCUCAUCGGCCUGGCUGGGAUGGCAGGCUGCGCGGUCCUCAUGACGAUCGCCUUGGCUCUCCUGGACCAACUGAGCUGGAUGUCCUACAUCAGCAUUAUCGCCAUCUUUGGCUUCGUGGCAUUUUUUGAGAUCGGCCCGGGCCCCAUUCCGUGGUUUAUCGUGGCGGAGUUGUUCAGCCAAGGCCCGCGCCCCUCUGCCUUCGCCGUUGCCGGCCUGGCAAACUGGACGUCAAACUUCAUCGUGGGGAUGGGCUUUCAAUACCUCGAGGAACUUUGCAAAGCCUACGUCUUCAUCAUCUUCAUGGUGCUGCUCAUCCUCUUCUUCAUCUUCACCUACUUCAAGGUGCCCGAGACGAAGGGCCGAACCUUUGACGAGAUAGCGUCCGGGUUCCGCCAGGGGGGCGCCGGGCAGGCUGACAACAAGACGCCGGACGAGUUCCAUAGUUUGGGAGCCGACUCCCAAGUCUAGGACCCAAGAGACCUUUGUUUCCUCCUCCAUGCUUCACUCUUCUUUCCCUGUCUGUUCUUGAUGCUUGUAACAGAAGCCAGGUCCGAGGUGAA